This is a messenger RNA of Macroventuria anomochaeta, 1447 nucleotides long. RefSeq lists its product as uncharacterized. Lineage: Eukaryota; Fungi; Ascomycota; Dothideomycetes; Pleosporales; Didymellaceae. The transcript has a single exon. The record is from RefSeq and is a predicted model, not a curated record. Bases 373 to 1215 code for a protein of 280 amino acids.
UCAGUAUAAGAUGCUUCAGGGCUGACGACAAAAUAGGCGUAACGAGAUCCACGCGGGCCUUUCACGAUCCUUCCUGCAGAUCUGGUGCGCUGGUAAUUUGAAGAAGUCAGCUUACAUGUGGCCUUCUGCAACCGUCCACAACAAAGCGAAUGACCAGCCCAGUCCAGGUGACACAGCCCAAACUAAACGACUAUCCCUGAUCGACGUGAUCCGUGUGCGCAUACAUAUUGCCGAAAGUCUCAAACGGGUUUCAUUUACUUGCUACAAACUGUAUUGCAGGGCAGACCGAUCGUUCACGGUGCUGGGAAGAGAAGCAGGCGUCUGGAUCGUCGAGACGGCGUAGCGAGCAUCUCAGUCGAUCGCAAUUUGGAGAUGCCGCCAGCAAGCUCAUCCUUCACAGCUCUCAACGUGGCGAGCGAUGUCGUACCAGAAUACAUGGGAUCGUUCAUGCUUGCCGCGCCUCCGAACACGGAUUUGUGGAGAAAGCCACCUUCCCGAGACACCUCAACAGCACCGGUACUCUAUACAGCUUUGCGCAAUCCGUUCAUAGCAGCCGAAGUCACUGUAUCUGCCGACUGGGAACUAGAGUGGGAUCAAGGAGGGCUUGUCAUCUUUGCAGGCGCACCGCCAGGCCAAACAACACCGACUGGAACAUCAUCAGAAGCACCUAAUGUCAUUUCCAUAUCGCUCGACAACAGCACACCGACUCCUGUACCGACGUCGAAUACACAUCAUAGGAGAAGAAGCUCAAAUUCGCGGAUACCGAUUCCAGAAUCAGGCCACCAGCCCCCUCGACCUCGCAGUCCCCCACCAGCAUACAUUGCGCCCGCACCAGCAUCGAAAUGGGCCAAAGUCGGGCUCGAAUUUUGCAACAACGCCUGCCAUGCGACAUCUGUAGUCGCCAACUCGGAAGGCGCCGACUGGUCUCUUACCUCACUUCCAGCCUACCAUGCGCGGCGUCUCGAUCUCCGCGUCAAAUUCGAACGCAUUGGCUAUGCGCUGUGGGUCUGGUAUGAAGAUGAGAUGCUGGGGUGGAAGAAGUUGAGAGAGGUUACGUGGUUUUUCUGGGGUGUGGAAGAUAAGGCUGUGAGAGUUGGGGUGUAUGCGAGUAGACCGGCGAAUUUUGGGGCGAGCAUGUUUGAUAGGAGGAAUGGGGGGUCGAAUGUGGGGAUGAGGAAUCUUUGCGUGGAUUUUGAGGGACUGGAGAUCUUCUAAGGAGAAGGAGAGAUGCUGAAAGAGCUGAUCAGUGCUUGAAAUGUGCAUGGAACAGCUUGGAAGCUGAUUCUUCCUUGUGACCUUGUAGUUUCGUCCAUUGCCCGGCGUCAUGUUCGUGCACAUCUUGUUUGCAUUUUGCAUCAUUUUCGUUGUAUCUAUCUGGUAACCAGCAGUCUGCUUACAGUCGCAUGACUGACGCCUACACUUUUGUAAUAUCCGCACUAGUACACAU